Molecule: messenger RNA, 363 nt
Organism: Mycosarcoma maydis (corn smut)
Lineage: Eukaryota; Fungi; Basidiomycota; Ustilaginomycetes; Ustilaginales
Product: cysteine-protease inhibitor
Exons: 2
Coding region: 1-363 (120 amino acids)
Source: RefSeq, a predicted model, not a curated record
AUGCUGUUUCGCUCAGCCUUUGUUCUGCUCAUCGUGGCCUUUGCAAGUGCAUGCCUGGUGCAACAUGUUCAAGCUAAGCAGAUUCCGGUGCGUCGAUCGCUCUCUACCGAUGCCUCAAUGAGCUCGGCUGCUGGCAAGCUCAACCGGAGAUGGUGGUUCGGCUUCACAGGUUCGCUCGGCAAGGAACCUGACAACGGCCAAGUACAGAUCAAGAUCAUCCCAGACGCGCUCAUCAUCAAGAAUCCGCCUGCCAACAAAGACGAUCUGAACAAGCUAAUCGAAAACCUAAAACGCAAGCACCCAAGAUUCAAGACGGUGGUCAUGCCGACAGAUCCUAACGGAGAUGUGGUCAUCUGGGAAUAA